Larimichthys crocea (large yellow croaker) is the source of this 5135-nucleotide messenger RNA. It is a transcript of the gene srpk2, whose product is annotated as SRSF protein kinase 2. The record is from RefSeq and is a predicted model, not a curated record. The transcript is spliced from 17 exons. Gene Ontology annotation, cellular component: nucleus; cytoplasm. Gene Ontology annotation, molecular function: protein serine/threonine kinase activity; ATP binding. Bases 95 to 2818 code for a protein of 907 amino acids. Gene Ontology annotation, biological process: regulation of mRNA processing; peptidyl-serine phosphorylation; spliceosomal complex assembly. Lineage: Eukaryota; Metazoa; Chordata; Actinopteri; Sciaenidae.
GUGUGUGUGUGUGUGUGAGAGAGAGAGAGAGAAACAGAGAACCCGGCUGCUGCCACCGAGCUGCCCGCUCCUGCUGAGGGGAAGAGGAGGAAACAUGAGCUCCAGGAAAGUGAUGGCCAUCCAGGCCAGAAAAAGGAGGCCGAAGGGGAAGAAAGACAGAGCGGGUCACAAUCGGAGGCCUGAGACCCAGCAGAAAGCCCCGGUGACUGCCCCUCCUCCCCCGCCGCCCCCUCCGCCUCCCCCUGAGCCGGCAGGGCCCCCAGAGCCGGAGGAGGAGAUCCUGGGCUCCGACGAUGAGGAGCAGGAGGACCCCGCGGACUACUGCAAAGGAGGGUACCAUCCGGUGAAGAUCGGGGAUUUAUUCAACGGGAGGUACCAUGUGAUCAGGAAGUUGGGGUGGGGCCAUUUCUCCACCGUAUGGCUAUGCUGGGACAUACAAGUGAAGAACUUUGUGGCGAUGAAGGUGGUGAAGAGCGCCCAGCAUUACACAGAGACGGCCCUGGAUGAGAUCAAACUGCUGCGAUGUGUGAGAGAGAGCGACCCCGGCGACCCCAACAAGGACAUGGUGGUUCAGCUGAUAGAUGACUUCAAAAUCUCUGGAGUCAAUGGCAUACAUGUUUGUAUGGUGUUUGAGGUGCUCGGUCACCACCUGCUGAAGUGGAUUAUUAAAUCUAACUACCAAGGUCUGCCGCUGCCAUGUGUCAAGAGCAUUAUCAAACAGGUCCUGCAGGGUUUGGACUACCUCCACACUAAAUGUAAAAUCAUCCACACGGACAUCAAACCAGAGAACAUCCUGAUGUGUGUGGAUGAUGCCUUUGUUAGGCGUAUGGCCAUGGAGGCCACCGAGUGGCAGAAAGCUGGAGCCCCUCCUCCGUCUGGAUCAGCAGUUAGCACAGCCCCCCAGCUCAAACCGGUGGGGAAGAUCUCCAAGAACAAGAAGAAGAAGCUGAAGAAGAAACAAAAGCGGCAGGCGGAGCUGCUGGAGAGGCGAAUGCUGGAGAUCGAAGCCCUGGAGAGAGAGGCCGAGAAGAAAGAGGAGAGAGCCAAAGAAGGUGGAGAGAAAGGGGACCAUGAACACAACCCGUCUUCACCGCUGCAGCCGCCGCCGCAUCUGGGCCCCAGCAUGGCGGAGGGAGAGAGCGAUGAGGAUGACGAUGAUGAAGAGGAUGGAGAAGAUGAUGAGGAUGAAGGAGUAGAGAGGGAGAGGCCCAUCAGGUUGACUAAUCAUACAUGUGCAGCGCCUCCCCAGGAGCGGAGCGAGGAGCUCCACAUCACCGAGGACGACCCCGAUGAGGAUGCGGAAGACGACGAGGAGCCCACGCCUGUCGCUGAAAAAAAUACGCCCAUUCCCCCCAACAAAGAAGAAGGUAAUGGAGAUCCAACACAAGCAGCGGUAGAGGAGGAGGAGGAGGGGGAGGAAGAGGAAGAGGAGGAGGAAGAGGAGGAGGAGGAGGGGGGAUUGAAAGAAGCAGAGGAUGAGAGAGAGGAAAAGGAAGUGGAGGGAAAGGUAGUGGUGGAGGAAGAAGAGGAGGAGGAGGAGAAAGAGACUGAAAGAGAGGAGAAUGAGACAGAGGAGCCAAAGAACGAGAGCAAAACAGAGGAAGAGGCAGUGGUAGAGGAAGAGGAGUCAAAGACGCAGGAGGAGGAGGAUGAUGAGGAUGAGGACGAGGAGGAGGAGGAUGAGGAGGAGGAUGAGGAGGAAGAGGAAGACGAGGACGAUGACACAACCGCAGAUCUCCUUUCCGACGCCACCUUCCCCUCCAUCAAAGUCCACCACAACAGAAACAACUCGGCUAAAACCAACGGUCACGUUUUGUUGGGAUCCGAGGGACUGAAACCAAACCCCGGCACUCCUCCGCCUCCCUCGCCCACCCCCGAGCCUCUCCUCUGCCCCCUGGUGGAGUCUGAGCUCAGCUACACAGACAGGGACAACUCCCUCAGCUCUGGGUAUGAGAUGUAUAACGGUGAGCUCGCCGAGCCGGGGCUGACCAACGGCUCCAGUGACCGCCAUCGGGCCACUAUACCCAUCUUCCCAGACUUGCCCUUGGAUCCUGAGCCAGGGAACCCAGUAUCUGUUGGGGCGGCAGACAUUGGAGCAGGCCCAAACAGCCCCACCGCUGACCGCAGUCGCACUGUGUCGUCCUCGAGCACGGGAGAUACACCCAAAGUCAGGGCCAGAGCUGCAGAUCUCCUGAUCAACCCACUAGACCCACGCAACGCUGAGUCUAUUCGAGUCAAAAUCGCUGAUCUCGGAAACGCCUGCUGGGUGCACAAGCACUUUACAGAGGACAUCCAGACAAGACAGUACCGUUCGAUUGAAGUCCUGAUAGGAGCUGGUUACAGCACCCCUGCAGACAUCUGGAGUACUGCCUGCAUGGCUUUCGAGCUGGCUACUGGAGAUUAUUUGUUUGAGCCCCACUCUGGAGAGGACUACUCCCGUGAUGAGGACCACAUAGCCCACAUCAUAGAGCUGCUGGGCUGUAUUCCGAGGCACUUUGCUCUCUCUGGAAAAUAUUCCCGGGAGUUCUUCAACCGAAGAGACCACAUCGCUCUGAUCAUGGAGCUCCUUGGGAAGGUUCCACGCAAAGUGGUCGCUGCCGGGAAGUACAGCCGAGAGUUUUUCUCCAAGAAAGGCGAGCUGCGACACAUCACCAAGCUGAAGCCGUGGUCCCUGUUUGACGUGUUGGUGGAGAAGUACGGCUGGGCGCACGAAGACGCUGGUCACUUUACCCACUUUCUUCUGCCCAUGCUGGAGAUGGUUCCCGAGAAGAGGGCCUCGGCCGGCGAAUGCCUCAACCACCCCUGGAUCAACUCGUAGCCACAAUCUCUGAGCAGACACCCUCCUUCCCCUUGUCCCCCCUCAAACAUCAACCCCUGGUGGCAGCAUGGAGAGAAGCCGGCGACAAACUGAGUCGGAGUAGAUGAGAAAGCCUUAUUCCUUCCUGCCCUGUUCCACACAUCCAUUACAUGCUUAUCUGAGUAGGCUUAAGUCCCACACAAGCCCCUCACCUUUCCGAAAAGGAAUGUAAAGACAAGAUUAUGGAGAUAACAUGACAUAGUGGUUGUGUCUUCCAAAACGUCUCCCUAAAAGAAAUCGGAUCAUUUGAAGAUGGAUGCUGCUCACACACCGUAAACAGGAAAAGUCAGGCUGUCUGAAAGAGACGUGCUUUCUUAUUCUCUCCUGCCAUCAAAAUGUCAGCCAGUCUCUUUCAUCUUACCUCCUCCUAAAUCUCAGUUUUAACUUGUCUGGAUCCAGCCAUGGGCCACUGACAGCUGCUGAUCUCUUCAGUGACGUGAAAGAAAAGUCACCCAGAAGCCCCAUAGCAGCGCCGACGGCCCAGAGCUCCAUCUGCCAUGACCUUUACAUAGCCAGGGCCUCAAAGACAAGACAAGUGUGUGUUUCUGUGGGUGAAAAUGAGCCUAAAAAGACCCCACUCCUUAUCUUUCCAGCCCACUUUCCCCACCUUCCCUCCCUCACCCCUGCUACGGAAGAAACACCCACAUCAGACUAAACGUUUACACCCUGAUUUCUUCCACGAAUCCAAUCCCAAAAAGACCCUUUUACCUGUUUGCUUCCCCAAAUCCCACCACGUCCUAUUUGGAGCUGCAUGCUCCUGCCAGGGGCCACUUAAAGAGAACUGGAGGGCAGCCAGUCCUCCAGGGGCCACCACACUGACAGUUGCCACUCUGACAGAGACAGUGCUGGAUGAGCAAAAAAAACAAAACAAAAAUACAAUCAAUUUACACAGAGGAGGACUGCUUGGUCUUAAAAAAAAACAACUAUUUUUAAAAUGCAUGGAGGGACUGAUGGAUCAGCAUGAACGGAUAUGACGAACGGACGAUGGAUGCGUUAUUUUAUUUGUGCAUUUGGCUGUUUUCCCCCCUGUUUCAUCACCUCUCUUGGACAUUCUGUUAGAAAGAUUAUGUUAGGAUAUUUUGGUGCCCCCCUUUUGUGGAAGGUUACUACAUUAUCACCUCUUCUUCCCCAGCUUUUGACAUUCCUAAGUCUUGGUCCAUCAUUCCUGACUUUAAUUCCCAAGAACAAUUCUGUUGAGUCCUGCUGUGGCAAGUUUACCUGAUCUGAUUGGUACUAUUCCCCUAUUUUUUUUUUUUCCCUUAUAGAGGAACCCUUUGAUCCCUGAGGUUCUCCAGAUUAGGGGAUGGUCACAUGGAGGUUGCACUUGUCUUUGUAGAUGUCCUUCAGGGAUUUGAAACCUUUGUACAUAGAACUGAGAUCUUGCAAAGCAGAUACGCGACCGUGGACAAAGUUUCAACACACAAGCAUCAUUCCAAAAAUCAGAGGCUGUCGUUGGCAUAACUUGACUUCCUCUGAUACAGCGGGGGAGGGAGGUGGGCCGCCAUAGCUCUGGCCCCUGGAUGAGGAAUGUUCAGACUGAACUGUGCCACCUGGUGGCCGAGAGUACUGCAUUGCCACACACUGCUGCUGCUCUCAGUGCCAACGCUCCAAGACGUUCCACUAUAUCUCUCCACUUAAUCUCUAUUUCUCUGUCACACACACACACACACACACACACAAACACAGACAGACAGACACACACACACACACACACAACAAAAAAAACAAAAAAACUUGCAUCAUCACAAUUAGUCCAGUUGCCUAUUUUUCGCAAUAAAUGAAAAAAGAUGAGUAUAAGUAAAUGGUGAAAUAUUUUUAAAAACUAUUUAAUUCAUUAAAAAAAAAAGAGGAAAAAAAAAAAAGAAAACAACUUUUCUCUGGUUGUUGUGACCGUGACCGAAUCUCGUCUUAUACUGAGGUGAUUGUGUUUGUCUUUUAGAGAUGUUUUUAUUUCUUUUGUCAUUAUUAUUAUUAAUUAAUAUUAUUAUUAUUGAAAGAUUUUUCUUUUUUUUUUUUUUUUUUUUUUACAAGUUUGUCACCUCUCCCCUCCCUCCUUACUUGAACAGUGCUGCUCUGUCUGGGCUCUUGAUGGUGAUAUAAAAGAAAAAAAAAAAAUCAACAGUUUUGCAAUAAAGGGUAUGUGAUGAGUUUUUUUGCACCAAAACCUCCUGAUCUCACUCUUUCAGCCAUGCUGACUGUUCUUCCUGAUGACAUUGACAGAAUCGCGUCUCUUGUCUGUGUUUUUCAUUGACAGAUUUAAUAAAAUUGUAAAAAUUAA